Messenger RNA from Arxiozyma heterogenica, 933 nucleotides. RefSeq names its product iron-sulfur cluster assembly protein CFD1 (gene CFD1). The transcript has a single exon. Gene Ontology annotation, cellular component: cytosol. The coding region runs from base 1 to 933 and encodes 310 amino acids. Gene Ontology annotation, molecular function: ATP-dependent FeS chaperone activity; ATP binding; 4 iron, 4 sulfur cluster binding. Gene Ontology annotation, biological process: iron-sulfur cluster assembly. Lineage: Eukaryota; Fungi; Ascomycota; Saccharomycetes; Saccharomycetales; Saccharomycetaceae. The record is from RefSeq and is a predicted model, not a curated record.
AUGUCAUCUCAAGAGGACCUAGGUCCAGCACCAUCAUUGGCAAAUGUCGAACAUAUUAUUUUAAUUCUUUCUGGAAAAGGAGGUGUUGGAAAAAGUUCAAUCACAACACAAACUGCUCUAACACUCUGUCAAAUGGGCUAUAAAGUUGGCGUAUUAGAUAUCGAUUUAACAGGACCUUCAAUACCACGUAUGUUCGGAUUAGAAGAUAAAUCAAUAUAUCAGACAUCAGAAGGAUGGAUGCCUGUCAAGGUAAAGACUAAUGGAAAUGGAUCCUUAAGUGUGGUAUCUUUAGGUUUUUUAAUUGGCGAUAGAGGAAACAGUGUAGUCUGGAGAGGUCCUAAAAAGACUGCCAUGAUUAAACAAUUCAUUAGAGAUGUAGUAUGGGGGGAUUUGGAUUAUUUAUUAAUAGAUACACCACCUGGAACGUCUGAUGAACACAUUUCUAUCGCUGAACAGCUAAGAUUCUGUGAACCAGACGGAGCAAUAAUUGUGACAACUCCACAGAGUGUAGCUACUGCUGAUGUAAAAAAGGAAUUAAAUUUUUGUAAAAAAGUUAAUCUUUUCAUUUUAGGUAUUAUUGAAAACAUGUCUGGAUUUUUGUGCCCAUACUGUGAAGAAUGUACAAACAUUUUUUCUAGUGGAGGUGGUAAGAUAUUGGCCGAACAAUUUAAUGUACCAUACUUAGGUAAUAUUCCUAUUGAUCCAAAUUUUGUAGAAAUGAUUGAGAACCAAAAUGAACAAGAACUAAGCCUAGUGGAAUUAUAUGCAAAUUCUUCUCUUUAUACAAUAUAUAAAAAAAUCAUAGCAAAAAUUUUGCAACAAAACUGUCCAUCUCGUUUGGUUGAAACUAACGAAAUAAUAGAUAAGCUUAAUAACACUAAGUUAAUCAUGCAAAAUAGUCCUUCACUUGAUAAUCUCACUGAAAAUAACUAA